UAAUUUAUUUGGAAUUAGAGAGCUGAUACGGAAACAUGGGUCUAAGAGCACUGCCUCUACAGCACAGCGGUGGGUUCGUCGCCACGACCAAAGUCCCGAUCUUAAGAACCUUGCCGAUAAUAAGCCAGAAACCUAGAUGGGUCGUCGUGUCAGCAAAGCAAGAGAAAGAUGAGGAGAAGAAGAAGGAAGACGAGACUUCGUUGUUCACUAGACUAACGGAUGCGUUGGAUUUCGCACAGGUUCGGUCGGAGAAAGACGCUGAGCUUCUCUAUGAGGCCCGUGAAGCCACCAAAUCCGGUGGUAAGAUGAACAAAGAACAGUAUGGAGCAUUGAGAAGAAAAAUUGGAGGAACAUACAAGGACUUUUUUAAAUCCUAUGUUGAAGUGGAUGGAGAAUAUGUGGAGGAAGGAUGGGUGGACAAAACAUGUAAGGUAUGCAAAAAGGACACAAAGGGUGAGGCGAGACAAGUGGACAAGUUAGGGAGAUAUGUUCAUGUCUCCUGCCUACAAAAUCCCUCAAAACCUUCUGGAAAUUUCUUCACCAGACUCUUCUCUAGGAAAUACAAGAAUGAGAUCAGAGUGUUUGCAUACGGUACCAUGGUUUAGAGUGAGUCCAACCGUCGAGCCAGAUGUACAGUGGUCAAGCCGCCAUACAAUGGACGACCAAUCUUUCUCCUUCUCGUCUUUCCCUAUCUCAUGGAGUUUGAUAUGCAAUUCUGCAUCUCUAUGGACUGUACAACCUCUCCUUAUAUAAGCAAAGCAGGAAGUAUUAUACUCCCUUUGUUUCAAUUUAAUUGUCUGUUGGAGGGAAAAUUUUUUGUUUC
This is a messenger RNA of Brassica oleracea var. oleracea, 823 nucleotides long. RefSeq lists its product as uncharacterized. The record is from RefSeq and is a predicted model, not a curated record. Bases 36 to 605 code for a protein of 189 amino acids. Gene Ontology annotation, biological process: chloroplast organization; positive regulation of DNA-templated transcription. Lineage: Eukaryota; Viridiplantae; Streptophyta; Magnoliopsida; Brassicales; Brassicaceae. The transcript has 4 exons.